Molecule: messenger RNA, 1006 nt
Organism: Exaiptasia diaphana
Lineage: Eukaryota; Metazoa; Cnidaria; Anthozoa; Actiniaria; Aiptasiidae
Product: thrombospondin-1
Exons: 6
Coding region: 1-834 (277 amino acids)
Source: RefSeq, a predicted model, not a curated record
AUGGACUUUGACGACUUGUUUCUUCGUUUGUUCAGUGUCACUUUUGUUCUAGUAGAGGCUAAGAAUGGUUGUAAAGAGUUUGACUACUUUCCCUGCAUCAAAAACAAAACCCUCACAGGUCACGUGAUCAAGUCCCUCAAAGUCAUAGUUCCCGGAUUAACGAUUUGCCAAAGCAAAUGUUUCACUGAAAGCCAGUGCGUGUCGUACAACUUGGGUCCAGUAGACGGUCAGAUCAGGACGUGUGAGUUGAGUGCUGAUCACUGGAUGCGACCCAAGUUCUUGAUCUCCAAAGAAGGUUUUGAGUACUGCUCGAUUAAGAAUCCUUGUUCGUCAAAUCCUUGUCCUGCAGAUAGACUUUGUACACCUGAUUUCAGUUGGGAUACGUUCAGAUGUGAUGACGGCGGCUGGACACAGUGGGGUUCAUGGAGUCCAUGUUGUAUAAAUGGAAAGCAGAACAGAACUAGAAGCUGCUCAAAUCCCSCUCGUCAAAACAAUGGCGCGAGUUGUGUUGGAGAACACGAGGAGACCGCAAAAGGGUGCACAACCAAAAAUGAAUUCAAGCGUAUUGGCUGCUUUAAGGACAGAUAUUAUGAUCGCGCAUUACCUGAAUUUCUAAACGCUGGAGACAAACCAUUCAGCAUUUGUAGAUGUGGACUUAAGGCCCAGGACAAAGGCUACCAGCUGUUCUCUGUCCAAUAUCAUGGCAAUGGUUGUUGGAGUGGUGCAUCUGCUAAUAAAACCUACAAUAAGUAUGGACCAGCAUCUAAUUGCCCCCCAUCUGGACUGGGAGGAGGACAAUCUAAUGAUGUAUAUCAAAUUAUAAAAAUCCCUUGAUAUUCAGAAGACACUUGAGCGGCCGUGAUUCACUCCGUCAUUGUUUCAUUCGCACAUUUUAACGUGGAUGUACAAUACAAUGCAUAGAUUUGCAUAAAUUUGAACAGUCCUCUUACAGGAGAAUUAUGAAGUAGCAAGUCUUUUCAUUACAUUUGACAUACAGUCAGUCCCA